Messenger RNA from Chrysoperla carnea, 4314 nucleotides. RefSeq lists its product as uncharacterized. The transcript is spliced from 5 exons. The record is from RefSeq and is a predicted model, not a curated record. Lineage: Eukaryota; Metazoa; Arthropoda; Insecta; Neuroptera; Chrysopidae. The coding region runs from base 365 to 4243 and encodes 1292 amino acids.
UAAGAUUCUAAGAUUAUUUAGAGGAACAAUACAGUUGAAAAAUACUUACAUUUUUUACAAAUUGACAUACUUACUCUUUGAUACAAUACAUUUUUAAUGACAUGUCAAUUGAAAUAUGAAGCAAGAAGAAAAUGGAUGCUGUUAAAAUGUAUUCAAUUGAAUAAAUUUACUUUUGCAAGUAAUUUAUUGAAGAAUUAAUUUAUUUUCGUUGGCGUUGUUUCUAAAGUGGCGUCUUUAGAACAAACAAAUAAAAAAUUAUACGGAGUGCUUUUUUUAAGCGUACGCAGUGAUUCUGAUUUUCUUGACGCAAGUGUGAUUUAAAAAAGUGUGUGCGUGAAUUUUUAUUUGGUGACUAACCAACAAAAUGGAUCGAAAAAAUAACACAGAAGAUGAAGAAUUAAAGGAAAUAGUUGAAGAUCGUCUGUUAAGGGUGAAUGCACGACUAUUAGAUGGAUCAAAUGGCAAAGUAUUCUCGGUAUUACCAACCGAACGGGGACCACAAUGGCGUUGUCAUGCAUGUCAAGUCACCGUGUUGGGAUCUCGUGAAAUAUACAAACAUGAACGUUCAAAAGAUCAUGCACGAGUUAUGGUGGAAACAAAAGCACACCCACCAGAAAAUUUUCGAGAACAAUCUUUACCGCCACCGCCGCAUCAAACGUUGCUUGAAAUGAGCCUGGCACCUGGGGAACCUGUACCGCCUGGAUUUGAGGGUGAAGUACGCGGUAUUGCUGAGAUACAAAAGAAAUUAGAUGCUUUCACUUCUUCGCCGCUCAUUGGCUUGGAGUAUUUAUUUGAGUUACAUAGCUACGAUGAUAAAGAACCGCAUUAUAUUUGUAUUCUAUGCGAUAAACGUGGUGAUCCACGUACAGUUAUGGCACAUUUAAAUAGUUUUAAUCAUCGUAUGAAAUUUAUUGAAAGUCAUUUUCCAAAAAUUAACCAAAAAAUGCAAAAGUAUCGUUUGUGUAAAGAAUAUAAGAAAGUAUGUCAAAGUUUAAUAACAUCGAUUGCUGAAUAUAUUGAAAAACGAUUUGGACGUUUAGUACCACAUGCUUGCGAUAAAGAUUCAUUUGAGCGUAAACGUGAGAGUUACACGCAAAUUGUUGUGAAAGAUGUGCAUUUCUCUGAUAAAUAUGGUGAAACGUUAGAAGAACUUGUUCAUGAAAAACUUUUUGAAUCGCCUGAAGAUCAACAAGCUCAGAUUAAUCACGAUCCAUCUAAACCAAUACCAGGAUGUAAACCGCCUGAAAUUACUAAACGUCGAAGUCCGUCACCACCAAUUGUAAAUGCCCCAGGCAAAAACAAACAACGGCCUAAUUUUAACAACAGAAAUCCAACCCGCCGAUCUGAUAAAUCACCUUUAUCUUCAGUAUCUAGUUUAUCGUUCAGUGGUGAUUCAUCACCUGAACAUUCGUCAAAAUUCGAUCAAGUUCAACGUCGAACACGUGACCGUGAAAUUUAUGAGAAAUACGAACGAGACCGACGGCGAUCACGUUCAAGGAGUGGUUCAUUUUCAAGAUUUCGAUCUAGGCGUAGAUAUAAAUCACGUUCUAUAUCCAAAUCACCGCCUCCAAAAGGAGCUCGUUUUAUGUCUGGACGUUUCCCGUGGAAACGUAACGAUUACGUUCAAGCGCGUGAAAAAACUGAUUCAAGUAUUCGUAAGAAAUUAUCUCUAGAAGCUGCUCGUUGGGAAGAAUAUAAAAAGGGUAUUAUCAAAAUUGAAGAUGAACUUGAACACGUACUUCGUAAUCAUGAAAAAAAUCCUGAAAAACACCCACAAUAUCCUGAAGAAUGGAAAAAAUUUUGGAAUAGACGCUAUAAAGAAUUACAAGCGGAACAUAAAGAUCCAUCCAAGCAUGAUUUUAAACCAGAAUGGAUUGAUUUUUGGAAUAGACGUAUGAAAGAAAUGCAUGAAAGUGAGUUAAAAGCACGUAAAGAUGCACUUAGAAAACGAUUAAACUUACCUGAAGAACAACCACAACCAAUCAAAUUUAAAAUAGGUGCCAGAAAACCUGGAGGUCCAUCAAAUGACAUGCCAGCAAGUUCAUCUGACGAUGUCAUCGUUAUUGAAGACGUUAAAGAUGAUGAUUUUAAACCACAAUCACGGCGGACCGUAUCAAGAGAGCGUAGUGAUCGAUAUGAACGUAAACGAUCACACAGUCCUUGGGAAUCAGAUUAUGCGUAUAGCAUGGAUCGAUAUCCUUCAAAACGUGAUUACUACAAUCCUCAAAGAAUGCAAGAAAUGCGGCCCAAAAAAUAUAUGUCACAUAAUAUGAUGGAAUCAAGGCAUGAGGAACCUGAAGAUGACGAUGCACAAUUAAAUAUCGUAGCCGUUUUACGAUUGUUAACUGCGUUGGAAGAAAAAUUAGGCUCAUUAGGUCCAAAAGUUAUUGAUAUGCUAUCGACUGCCUUAGCAAUGGAGAAAACAGAAGCGAAUAGUGCAGAGACCCUUUUGGAUAAUGAUGUACAUUGUGUGUUAUUCGAAACAGUUAAAGAAAAAUUAAAAGGACAAUUAUUAGCUGGAUUGAUUGAACCACAAGCUGAAAAACCAGCGAAAAAUGCUAUAAAACGUAUUGCGUCACUAUUACAUAUAUCGUCGGAACGAAAACGGAAACGUGAGGAGACAUUAAAACAGAUAAAUAAUUCAAAACCAAAACCGUUAAGUGUACCUGGAAUCGGGGAAGUUGAUAAAGAAGCAAUUGCUAAACAAAUAACGGCUGCUUUAUUAACACAAGGUCGUACAAAUGUUACACAAGCUGAAUUGGAACAAUUGAUCGGAGCUGUCGUUGCUAUGUCACAAGCUAAAUCAUCAGGACAAAAUGUAACUACUGCUCAAUAUGUCGAUAAAAUGAAAAAUUCUGAAACGGAGAAAGUAAAAACAAUCACCCCAUCAACAGCUAUGUCGACUUCAUCGGCACUCUUAACAUUACAAUCAAGUCAAGGAAUGGAUUCGAGUGCUAUGGACGGAUUAUCUGAUUCUGAUUUAAAGACUUUAUUGCAAAAUUUCAAAGAUUUAUCAACAGAUGAACAACAUGGUUUAAUUUCAUAUCUAAAAAAAUUGGAAGCGCAUGAACCGGAAAGAGUUGAACGUUUAAGAAAAUUUGUAAAUUUAGAACCAUCAAAAGCUGCCUCAGAAGCAAGUAAAGAUGAAGAAAAACGUGAAGUACGAAGUCCAUCACCUGAACAAAAAUCCAUUGCACCAUCACAAUCCUCACGAAGCUUAAGUCCAUUUUCAAAACGAUGUAAUGACGUUGUUGAUAUAACAUCGCCCGUUCAUAAACCAGAAGUACCCGAUAAAUUUAAUCAAAACUCAAAUAAUUCGGGCUUUGUAAAAAUUGACUCAGACGAAGAUGACGAUUAUACAUAUGAAGAUGUUUUUAAGGCUGCAUCGAAAAAUUUAAAGGAUAAAGAAGAUGAAAAUAAUCGAAAUAAGGAAAAGGAAUCUUCAGAGUCAACAUCAAGCAGUGCAAUUGACCCGAAUGUAGUUUUAAAAGAUGCAAAAUUAAUGAUUGCAAAUAUUAUGGGUCAAUUAGGUCAGAAAAAUGCAAUUUCAUCGAAUGCAAUUACAUCGGCAUCAAAUGUUUUAAGCGAUAUGCCAACAAAAUCAUCGAAUUUAUUACACGAUAAUCGACCACCAAUAAAUCGACCUGUAAUAGAUAUUCAUGAAAACCGACCAAUUAAUCGACCUAUAGAUAUGCAUGAUAAUCGACCUCCAAUGAAUCGACCCAUGGAUAGUGGUACAGGAAAUAUAUUCCGAGAUUUUGACAAUCGACCUGGACCACCUUCUAGAAAUGAAUUUCCUCCAUAUUCUCAAAAUACAAAUUUCGAUAAUAAUCUACCGUCGUCGAAUUACUCCAAUUUUAAUAAUUCUAAUCAACCAGGAAUGCCAUUCCAACAGCGACCUCCUUUAAAUAAUCCAAAUUUCCAACAAGGUCCACCAUUCCAACAGGGCCCACCAAAACCAAAUCUAUAUGAUAAUAUUGGUGGUUUCGGUGAUCGAAAUCCUCCGUUUAAUAAUGGCGGUAACUUAGGAAAUCAGUUUAAUAAUCCAUAUGAUCAAUUUGGUAUACCCCCACAACAACAGUUCGAUAACCCUCCGUCUGGUAAUAAUUACUCGAAUCAAAAUUAUGAUGGACCACCAGGUGUUGGUGGAGGAUACAUGGGUCAACAACCUCCAGGCAACUAUAACAAUCCGAAUUCAUAUAAUUAUGGUCCUCCAUCAUUUAAUAAUCGUAACUUUUAUUAAACACAGCAUUCAUAAUUAAGUUUAAAAAAUAAUGUAUAUUAUAACACCUAUUUUCUGUAAAAAAAACUAAA